Diorhabda carinulata is the source of this 5917-nucleotide messenger RNA. RefSeq names its product fatty-acid amide hydrolase 2. The record is from RefSeq and is a predicted model, not a curated record. The transcript is spliced from 6 exons. The coding region runs from base 265 to 1857 and encodes 530 amino acids. NCBI's taxonomy places the organism in Eukaryota, Metazoa, Arthropoda, Insecta, Coleoptera, Chrysomelidae.
AAAUACAAAUGUCACUGUCAACCUGACAAUUAACUGUUAUGGAGGGGCAAUUCAGUAUGAAAUUAUAUCUAUUUUUACAGAUAACCAAGAACGAUUUAAUCUUAUAUCUUGAGUGAAUGUGUGUAAUUAUGUAUUGCUUAAAAUUGUGAACGAAGUUCGUGAAGUCCAUUAAAGUUUCGGCGAAUUUCAUUUUGCAAAUUACUGGUUACUGUAAUUUCAAAGUUUUGAUUAACUUUUCCUUCUUAAGCCAUAACAACAUUCACAAUGGGAAAAUCUAGUCCUGUUAAAACGUAUACUAGACAUUUUCUAAAAAUUAUAGGUGCAUUUUUGCAAAUAUUUUUCCAUUGGUUAUUUAGUUUAGUGUAUAGUGGAAGUAAAAUAAGUAUGCCUCCAAUCAAUGAUCUUCUUUUGUUGGAAUCCGCAACAUCUUUAGCGUACAAGAUACGAACUAGAAAGAUAAAGAGUAGUGAAGUUCUGCAGUCUUUCAUAGAUAGGAUAAACGAGGUGAAUCCACUUCUCAAUUGCGUGGUAGACAAAAGAUUCGAGGAAGCCAAAAAAGAAGCUCAGAUAGUUGAUGAUUUACUCGCAUCAGAAGUUAUUUCUGAAGAAAAACUUGCUCAAGAAAAACCAUUUUUAGGAGUUCCGUUUACAACAAAAGACUGCAUACCAGUUAAAGGUAUGAUCCAUUCCUCUGGUUUGGUAAAAAGGAAACAUAAUAUAGCUGAAGAAGAUGCUAAAUCUAUAACGUCUUUAAGAAACGCUGGGGCCAUUCCAAUAGCUUUAACCAAUGUAUCUGAAUUAUGCAUGUGGUGGGAGAGUGCCAAUAAAGUGCAUGGCAGGUCACGUAACCCUUAUGAUAUAAACAGGAUUGUUGGAGGAUCUUCUGGAGGAGAAGGAUGCGCGCAAGCUGCUGCCAUCUCAGCGUUCGGUAUUGGCUCAGAUAUCGGUGGUUCCAUCCGCAUGCCUUCAUUCUUCAAUGGAAUUUUCGGUCACAAACCAUCUCCAUUUGUUGUGUCUAACCAUGGUCAAUAUCCAGAACCAGUAACUGAGGAACAAGAUAGAUUUUUAGGCAUCGGUCCUAUGUGUCGUAGAGCGGAAGAUCUUCUUCCAAUAUUGAAAGUUUUGACUGCUUCCCAUAAGGAGAAAUUAAAAUUAGACGAACCAGUGGAUGUGACAAAAUUAAAAUGGUACUACCAGGAUAAUGACAGUGGUUCCUUUAUGGUUUCAUCUGUCGUGCCCGAAAUCAAGCAACUGUUUACUAAAAUUUGUAAGCAUUUGGAUAAAGCCUACGGUGUUAAAGCAACCAAGGUAAAUUUCAAAAGAUUUGCCAAAAGUGGUGCAAUGUGGUUCGCUAACAUGAAAUCUCCGAAUGGACCUUCGUUCAGACAACAACUCGCUAACUUGAAUGGUACUGUCAACCCGUGGAUGGAAUUGGUAAAGUGGGUUUUCGGCUUAUCAGAGCAUACAUUCAUUGGUAUAAUGACAUGUUUGGCAGAAAAGGGAGGUUGUAAAUAUGGAGAUGAAAAAUAUGACUAUUUAGUUCAGGAACGAAAUAAUCUUCGGCGAGAGCUACUUGAGCUUCUUGGUAAUGAUGGAGUAUUCCUGUAUCCGACUCAUCCUACUGCAGCUCCAUACCACAACGAGCCGUUAGUUAAACCCUUCAAUUUUUCGUAUACAGCUGUGAUAAAUAUUCUGGGCUUACCUGCCACACACUGUCCAAUGGGUCUAGACAAAAAUGGUUUGCCCAUUGGUAUACAGGUAAUAGCAGCAGAGAAUAACGAUCGAUUGUGUUUAGCAGUAGCUAGAGAAAUUGAAAAAGCAUUUGGUGGCUGGAUACCUCCAGCUAUUAAAGCUUAAAUUACUCAAAAUAGAGCACGGAAAGAAGUCGGGGUUAUUUUCUUCUUUGUUAUAAUUUUAUAACAAAUAAAUUUGUUGGUAAAAUUAUCAACUAGUUGCUUUAUUUUGAACUCUGACAUUUUUUCUUUUUAUGCCUAAGUAUUUGAAAAUUUAUAAAAAAAUUAACGCAAAAGAUUGUACUGUGCUUUUCCAUAUUUUAUAUGAACUUUUAUAACUACGAAAUUAUUUUUCAAAAACUAUAUAUUUACAAUACACAUAUACUAUUAUAUUUAUGAUUAUUUUUGUUAUUAAAAUAUAGAUGUAAUUUUUUAUACAUGUUAAAGCCUAAUAUCGAUAUAUUUGUACAUUUUUGAUUGUUUGACGUAACAAAUUGUUUAAAUUCAAAACAAUUUCAAUAUUUUUUGGGAACCAUUGCAGUUUUGGUAUAUAUGCUAAACGAGUAGAAACUUUUUGUUAUCCGAGUAUUUCUGAGUAUCACCAAAAAAGACAGUGAAUUAUUUUAUUAAAAACAAAGUUAAAAGGUAACAGGAGUCUCCUGCAAAGUAGUGCUCUUUUCGAUAAUGUUUUAUCCCAAGAUAAAUAUUAGCUUGGUAGCGUUCUUGCAAAGUUUUUUCUGAAAUUGCUUUAAUUUUUUCUAUCUCUGCGAUUUUGCUGUAUAAUGUGGAAAGACAAGUAGAUUUUUAGCGACCUACAAUUCGCAAAUCAAAACAACUUUGAACACGCGUUGUCAUGUUGAAGAAGAAAGAUGUUGAACAAUUUUUCAGGUGUACGUCAUCGAAUAUCUUUUCACAAACGUUCUAGUACCCAAAAGUCUGUUUGAAUUAACACUUUUGGCCAUUUUUUUCAAAUUGUCAUCUAUUUUUGAUUUGAAGUGGUGUCCCGACCGUUCCUCAUCCUUACUGACCCAAUUCGACUUUUAAAUCGCUCAAACCACUCACUAUAAACUGAUUUUAACAUUUCAAAAACGUUGCCACCUUCUUUCAAUGUGAAACAAUCUUAAUGUGUUGUUCAAUACCCCUAUUCUGAGACUCUAUAAACUAGAAAUGGUUUUAAACUUGUUACUACUUACCCAAGCAUAUAAGGGUAUGAGACAUACUAGUUGAAAUGAACGCAUCAUAACUGUUGUUGCUAUCAAAAAUAAUUCAUUGUAUUUUGUUGAACAAACCUCGUAUAUCAUAUUCGCCAAAAGAGUAAAUAAUCGUUAAUUUAUUUUUUCUUGGAACAAUUAGUAUAAUAAAUUCAUAUAGUAGCAAAUUAUUUUACUCUUCGAAAGCAACAAUUGCAAUUUCACUUGUGUCUUAAAAAUAUCAAAGAUUGUUGAGUAGCAAUACAUAUAACCUCUCAAAAAUGAGCUUCAAGCGGUAUUGGAAAAUAUUUUGGGUAAUAUUCUGUAUCAAUAUAAAAUCGUCAGCAGUAUUAAUUAUAAUCUACCAGUCUAAUUGCAAUGCGAUGGAUUAUAAUAAAACUCAACUGUUACACUAAAUUAUCUUUUCUUUUCUUCAUCUUCUGAAUAUAGUUUUUAUCAGUAUAAUGGUCAGGGUCAGGAUGGUCAGUUUUUGGUAUAUGAAUAUAUUCGACAGUAAAUUUUUAUUUUGUAAUUUUUUUUUGAAAAAUUGGAUAAUUUACAAUUUUUUCUUGUUAUCAAACAUAAAUACAUAAACAUGUACGUUAGGUUAAUUUAGCUUUGCCAUUGGUACAGCGCAUUCGAUUUUUUUAUAUGGAGUAGACCACGGUUCUCAAAAGUUUGGCCGCCCCUGUUACAGAGCAUUAACCUUAAAGAUAAUCAGCAAAUGCAAGCUCGAGCCAAAAAUAAAUCCGCGACUACAUUCUGCUAGAGAGGAGUGUUCCAUAAAAUUUUUUCCAAUAUAUUAUGUUCGUUAUUGGAAACAUUGGAACUACCGGUAACAGUAACAAUUUUAUUUCCUUCAAAAAAGUAUAUGAAAACAUGCAAUGUUGCUAACUGUGUCAAAUUAAAAGCUUCAAUUAGGUAUUAUCGAAUGAAUUGAAAUAUACAUACAUCACAGAAAUGAUAUAUUUGAACUAUAAUCAUAUUAAUUAGUUGGAAAGGAAAUGUAUCCUUUAUAGAUAAAAAAACAAGAUUUAGAGAAAAUACGCCAUUUACAAUAUUUAAAAUAAUUUAUAAAACAUACACUGUCUUUCUAUCAUGGUAAUAUUGAAUUUUGAUGAUAACUUGGUCAAGUCUGAUUGCUACUAUUUAGUUUAUGCUCUAUUAAAAGAUCUGUCAUCAGCAUAAAUAUAGAAAAAUCAAUUGAAAUUUACUAGUUUUAAAAAUGGUGCUGUGAAUAUAGAUUAUAAAUAAUAAUUUCACAACAGAAAAUGUUAUUGUAAACUGAAAUGGGAAAAUUUCUACUGUACUAUUCACGGUUUGGUUCUAAUACCACAAAAUACUCAUACUAUAUACCCACAGUCUUUCCAAAUAAAAAAGGAAUCGUAUUUAUUACGAACGAAUUUUCAUGAAUGGUUUGAAAAAUUUACAGUUGCAUCAUAUGUUGGACAAGAACUAGCAUCAGUUUUAUUAAGAUUUGUAGAACCGUUAAAAUUAGUUUAUAAUAAUUACGAGACAUGUAUAGGAUUCGAUAGUCUCAUUGCUAUCGAGAGACUAGCUGCCUUCUAUUUACACUCAAGCGAACUGAGACACUCAGUUAUGUAUCUUAUACUUAAACAUUAUCUAAGUGUCGUGAUUCAUCAUUAUUAUUGGUAAGCCAACUGUCAGUUACUCGUAGCAUAAGAAACGACAUAAAUAAAAUAAUAUUAUGUAUAAGAUUAUUCAUAUCACUAACUGUUUGCUGUCACUCAGUAUUGUGUACUUAAUUGCAUAUUUUGAUGACAAAAUCUGACUACGUCAUGUCUUCAACAUCACUUUCAAUUCGAGUUUAAAAAACUCACUAAAGCACACGGUCUCAAGAUUAUGCAAAUUGCUGGUAAAAACUCAGUUAGGCUUCACUUGUAAGAUGAAAAGGAAGGUGCAUUGAACUGAGUUAUGUCGUCACAAAUGCGAAUAAUCUGAGUUUAGAUGUAAAUAGAAAGCAGCUUUAUUCUCUAAUAUAAUAAGUUUUUAUUCUUUAGCAUUUGAUUUUAAAAUAUACUGAAGGGCUGUUGCUUGAGAGUUUUGACAACAGAACUUCUCAACAACAUCGUCCGAUAUUCUAAGAAAUCAUCGAUUCCGAUCAAGUUUAUCUUAGGGUAUUGUCUAGUACAGUUUACAACAUGAUACGAUUCCGCAUCUAAAAUCUGAGACCUAAUUCCAGAGCAUUCAUCUGCACGUUUUUGGGUUUGGAAUUUACAAAGUUAUUACCCAGUCAUUGAUAUCAUUAACUAAAAUUCAUCUACAUAUUCUCUUUUCUUGUUCUCUAUUGCAGCUUUAUUUUAUUAUCGACCUUUUAAUUUAAUGUUAAAAAUAAAUGUUGUAUUGUCUGAUGUUUCCUUGUGGCUAAAAUUUUCUUCAAAUGUAUACCAACCAUUUUGGGUCAAAUUAAUUCCAUCAAACUUCAAUAAACUUAUAUCACUUUCAAUUUCUAUUAUUGUAUUGUUGAGCCAUUUUAUCAAAAGAAUUCUUCAUUCAAGUUUUAACAAAAAUGAAUUGGUAGAUAGGGUGUAAAAAUAAGUAAAGCAACUCUAACAAGUAACAAGCCUAUGUGCCUGUGAAUUGGGAAGAAACAAUUUUUUUGGAUAAAAAAUAUUUUCUCAGGGCUUUAUACCCCCAAACUAUUUUUAUGUUGAGUAUAACAUAAUUGCUCUUAAUCCACAUGUCUCAAUGAGUAGUUGUUUCUAGAAACUCAAUCCUAAGGUGUAGAAUUGUUUAUAGUUAAUGGAAAUUGACUGUUAUUUUUGAGUAACCAUCACAGUGUGUUUCAUACUUUUUUAAUGACCAAUAUGAUCACAUUUAUGUAUUUUUAGAAAUAUUUGUAUCUACAUACCAGUUAAACUAGUAAAUAGUACACUCCUUGUAUUUAUACAAACAUUUAUGUGAGAACUUGAGAUUGUGCAUUAUUUUUUAUAAUUGUUAAAUAUUUUAUAAUAAAAUGGGCUUCUUGUUGUA